AUGUCAUCGAAUGAAGAAGCAAAAAGUCCAGCAAAAUCUUCAAUUAUUAAUUAUGUCGAAAACUUUAUUGACAAACGCAAUAAUGAAUUGCGUACAACCAUGAGUGAUGAUAAUAAUGCUCCAUUAGCACAUGGAAUCGAUCGAGAUACAAUCGUUAUUAAAACUAAUGUGGAUGAUUUUCCACGUAAAAAUUUAGAUAGAGAUUCAUCAGAAUUGACUGAUCUUGACGUCGAUGACCUCAAUCUUGAUUCAGAUCCAAUUAUUGAAACACACGAAGCUGAUGAACAAGUUUAUAAACAACAAGUCUAUUUACGUCAAUAUCAACCACCGACACCUGAACCUGUUGAGAUUCAAAUUCAAGAAGUAGUUGUUAAACCAAAACCACAACGUCCACCAAUUCAUGUAUAUGUUGGACAAGCUUCCGAUAGAGAUAUACAACGUACUCCAUCACCAAUUCUUAUCAAAAGUGCUCCACCACAACCACAACCUCAUUUAAACGAACCAAUUGUCUAUAAUAAAUAUAUUCCAGUUGAUUAUAAACAACCACCUCAACAAAUCAUUAUUCAUCGCUAUCCUGAAAUGCCACCGAAACCCCGGCCUAUUGUUGUUGAACAGUGGCUUCCAAAUAAACCUGCACCGAAACGGAUCACCUAUCGUACAGUCGAUCGUGAUGAAUUUCUUCAAAGUGAGACGGAACGACAACAUAAUCGUUUUAUUGAAUAUAAAAAACCACAUACAACAGUUGAAUUUGAACUUGUUCGUUUACCAGUAAUUAAAUUAAAACCAGAAGAAUAUCUAAAUCAAUCAGUUGAACUUGCUCGAGUCGAUAACAUUCGCUCCUUAGCAAACGAUCCAAAUAUACUUCAAUGGCGAAUUUAA
This is a messenger RNA of Rotaria sp. Silwood2, 879 nucleotides long. NCBI's taxonomy places the organism in Eukaryota, Metazoa, Rotifera, Eurotatoria, Philodinida, Philodinidae. The record is from the annotation of a GenBank genome assembly.